Molecule: messenger RNA, 306 nt
Organism: Porites lobata
Lineage: Eukaryota; Metazoa; Cnidaria; Anthozoa; Scleractinia; Poritidae
Source: the annotation of a GenBank genome assembly
AUGCUAUGUUGGAUUACCUUCCAAGAUUUACGCUGGGUGCUGGGAGAAGAAAAGAAAGACAAACUUUUUGUUCAUAAGGUUCCGUUUGAAUUUAACGAGGAAUUAAUAGAAUGCAUUCUCGUGGCAACACAAGGAAGGAAGUACGACACCGCAAUGUGGAAAGAAGAGAAGAGAAUAUACAAUACAACUAGUGUUUACCAUUCGACUAAAGUCGCACCAACGGUAAAGGCGAAUGGUAGUUUGAAUUCUGCGAAGGAAAAGAAGAUAGGACUUCUGAAUAAACAGAAAUCGAAAAAUGUCAGGUAA